Synchiropus splendidus (mandarinfish) is the source of this 552-nucleotide messenger RNA. RefSeq names its product atypical chemokine receptor 4-like. The record is from RefSeq and is a predicted model, not a curated record. NCBI's taxonomy places the organism in Eukaryota, Metazoa, Chordata, Actinopteri, Syngnathiformes, Callionymidae. Bases 52 to 552 code for a protein of 166 amino acids. Gene Ontology annotation, molecular function: chemokine receptor activity. The transcript has a single exon. Gene Ontology annotation, cellular component: membrane. Gene Ontology annotation, biological process: G protein-coupled receptor signaling pathway; immune response; chemotaxis.
UCCCAGGUUUGUAGGACUCAGGACGCCCGAGGGAAACCUGCUGCAGGAGCGAUGGACGACCUGUACCACGACUACAACUUCAGCUACGAGGACCAUACUCACCUGUGUGAGAAAGCAGACGUCCGAGCGUUCGCCGGUCUCUUCCUUCCCACGGUGUACACGCUCUGCCUGCUGGUGGGCAUCGCCGGAAACGCUCUGGUGGUGGUGGUCUACGGCGUCCACAAACGACUGAGGUCCAUGAGUGACGCUUUCGUGACCCAGCUGGCUGCGGCGGACCUGAUGCUGCUCUUCACGCUGCCAUUCCGGGCAGCGGCGGCGGCUCUGGGCUGGGAGCUCGGGGAGGUGGUCUGCAAGACCCUGUCGGCUUGUUACACCAUCAACUUCGCCUGCUGCAUGCUGCUGCUGGCCUGCAUCAGCCUGGACCGCUGCCGUGUGGUGGCCUGCGAGCACGGCCAGUUGCUGUGGAGGACCUUCAGCAGGAGACACUGCUGGAAGAUCAGCACGGCCGUCUGGGCCACGGCCUUCGCCCUUGGAGAGGAAGUUAAUUCUUGA